Molecule: messenger RNA, 4664 nt
Organism: Pecten maximus
Lineage: Eukaryota; Metazoa; Mollusca; Bivalvia; Pectinida; Pectinidae
Product: proline-rich protein 2-like
Exons: 4
Coding region: 79-678 (199 amino acids)
Source: RefSeq, a predicted model, not a curated record
GCCUCCCUAAAAAACCGUAAGUUAUACUUCAGAUUUGUGUUUUACCUGAACCAUCAGGGGACUGGAGAAACUGUUAUCAUGUGGCUACGAAAAGCAGUGUUAACAAUUUUACUUGGUAUUCUACAAUUCAUAGAUUUGAGUUAUGGGAGGUAUAGUUACAGAAGUUAUAGGAGUUAUAGAAGUUAUCGGAGUUAUAGCAGUUACACGCGAUACUAUAACUACUACUACCAGACAGCCUACUACUCAGCUACUGGGGGCGGAUCGAGCGGUGAUUCCGGAAUGACCGCCGCCAUUGUAGGAGGAGUCAUCGGAGGAUUGAUUUUGAUUGCAUUAAUCUUUUUCGUCGUCUAUCUUCGAUGUAAAUACGUCUCAUCUAAUCGUCGUACCUCCCCUGGGGUCGUCAUCUCUGAACAGCCUGUAGUUAUUAAAAAACGAGAGCCAAAAAGCAAACCAGAUAAAGUCAUUGUUCCACGAAAGAAAAAGAUAGGACCACCUCCUCCAGAGCCUCCACAUGGGCCGCCGCCAGGACCCCCGCAUGACAUGCCACCACCAAGUGCGCCCCCUGCCUACGACGCUGUUUAUCCUCCACCAGCAGGAGGCGUGGUUAAAAGUGCCUACCCUCCACCAUCCCAAGGCGAAGAAGUGCCAUCUGCUUUUAUCUAUAAACCACCGUUUUAGUAGGUUUUAAAGUAUGCUAAUCAUGUAUACAACAUUCGAUAACUGUAUACUUCAGUUAUUCAAUUGAUCAAAUGUUCAGUGUCUUGUAAAAAAAUAUUUGAAGCAGACAUUUUAUAUCUUCUACAAGAUCAUGAAAUGGAUCAUGCGUUUCUAUUUUACUUUAUCUUUGAUGUAUACAUAGAUUUUCUCAUACAUUGAAUGUUUUUUAUAGUAUCAACCAAAGUGAAAUUAACAGAGUAUAAAUACAUAUUUAUCAAUAGAAUAUAACAAGAUUCAUAAUUAUCAAAAUGAGAUACCAAAAUGUGAUACCGAAAUGUGAUACCAAAAUGUGAUAUCAAAAUGUGAUACCAAAAUGUGAUAUCAACAUGUUAUACCAAAAUGUGAUACCAAAAUGUGAUACCAAAAUGUACCUUUAUACAAUUAUAUACAGUAUUAUUCUACCUUUCAUUUUCACCUUUCCGUGUAUAAUACUAUUAUGGCAUUGUUUGCCACAUAAAAAUCUAUUUUUGGAAGAUACACAGCCUGAUAUUACAUGUUAUUUAUCAUGUGAGUCGUGCCUAAGCAUACACUAGUCUACGGGUCUUCCUGUCUACAGACUAGAUUUUGUUACAGAAAUUGUCUUAUUUUUCCUACGGACUAGAGGCUAUUACAUAAUUGUCUUUCUGCCUACAGGUUAGAAUUUGUUACAGAAAUCGUUUUAUUUUCCCUACGGACUAGAGGCUGUUACAUAAUUGGUUUUGUUUUAUUCCUACGGACUAGAGGAUGUUACAGAAUUGGUUUUGUUAUAUUCCUACGGUUAAGAGGCUGUUACAGAAUUGUCUUUCUGCCUACAGACUAGAUUUUGUUACAGAAAAUUGUUUUAUUUUUUUCUGUGGAAUAGAGGCUGUUACAGAAUUGGAAUUUUUCCCCUAUAGACAAGAGGUUGUUACAGAAUUGGUUUUAUUUUUUUCCUGCGGACUAGAGGCUGUUAAAUAAUUGUCUUUCUGCCUACAAACUAGAUUUUGUUGCAGAAAUUAUUUGAUUUUUCUGUGGAAUAGAGGCUGUUACAGAAUUUGGUUUUGGUUUUCCUACGGACUAGAGGCUGUUACAGAAUACAGUGUAUAUAUUUUCAGUAGCAUGCGGGAAUAUUGUCUCUGUAGGCUUAAGAUUGUGACAAAUAUGUAUAACUGUUUUCUCAUAAAAUGCAACAGUCGGUGAGGCUAGAAAAAUUACACAAUGCUAUAAUUUGCAGUCAUCAGAGAUUUCAUCUAACAAUUGUUUUUGUAUAUUUAAGAUUUUAUAUAUAGUACAUGUAUAUUAAAUAGUCUGUGUUCUUUUAAUCAUUACAUGCUUUUUGUAGAAACUGCACUACCUCUAUAUGUUUCUCAAUUAUAUAUCAUAAGUACGCCGUGCUUGGUUUAAAUGAGACUCUACAUGUAUAUGUACUCGAACAGGAUUCAGACUUCUCUAAAAUUCAUCGUCGGAUAUACUCACGGUUGACUGCACAAGGCGACACUUAUCACGAGUAGUGUAGCUGUGAUAGAAGUUAUAUGACACAACCAAUAUGAUAUUUAGGAGUAUGACGUUUCGAUGACUACACUGUCAACUUCAUCAGACUAACGACCAAUGUGCAAAUCAGGAUGCAAGAACUAGCUACGACACAUCAUCUAUCGGCAAAACGGGCAGAAGAUUUGGUGACCAACUUAACUAACACUAGAAAGACGUGGAAUCCCAAAAGACAAACAAUUCACCAGAUUAGAAAGAAAACGAUCUCAGUCCCAGCUCAACAAAUCUACACUUACAGACCAUUCUAUGCACAAAAACCACCUAAUUGACUUGAGGAAUUCAAAAAUUGUUGAAAGGGAAAACAACCUGUCAAGGCGGCUGAUCAGGGAGGCCAUCUGGAUCCGCCGCAGCGGUCCAGUACUAAACAGGGGCGAGGGGGCGACACACUCUCGCACAUCUAUGACCAAGUGUUAAACAAAGCGUAGUCAAUUCGACAUCAUACCAUCUCGUACACUUGUCUGAUUCUAUUUCCUUUUUACCACCUCGUCACACUAUUUUCGAAUUUGGUGUCAAUAAGAUCAUUAUUAAGACGAAACAUCCUUCAGGGUAGACCGAAUCUUUUACUAUCUCGGACACUACAUUAGACAGUGCUAGUUCGUUCAUUGGUCAUCAGUCUGAUGAAGGUGACAGUGUAGUCAUCAAAACGUCACACUCUUAAAUAUGAUAUUGAUUGUGUCAUAUGGCUUCUAUCAUAUUUACUUUACCGCCCUGAAGAAAAUGUUCCAGAAUAAGUGUUUUGUAUCGUAAGGUAAUCAACGGUGGGUACCGACGAUCCUAAAAUGCUGCUCUGCCUGAUCUGAUAGUGCAAAUCAGUGUAAAGUGUCGAUUGCAAAACUGUAUAUAGCAAUGUCUGGUUUUGCUGAAGGUAGAUCGAUCGUUACGUCACUUUACGAUAAAAUAAUAUCAGAAGCAUAACCAGAAUUAAAUAUAUGUACAUUAUGUUCAGUGCUAUCAUUUGUAUAUUAUAUACGACUGCUGUUGUAGAUAGAUAAUAAAGUGCUGGUUUAUUCCAUUUCCUAUGUCUGUGAUAAAUGAAUAUUUUAUUGUAUAUUUGACUUUAAAGCCACAUACUCCCCAACAUCCUACAAUUCUAGUUACACACGUGUAUUAAUGGCAAUCCAAGAUGCUCAUUCACGCUCUCCUAACAUUAUAAUGACCACUGGCCUGGACGCUUGACCAGGGGAGUCCUUGAGACAUCAGUGUAUAAAAAUAACUGUUUCUGAUUCACGAUAGUCUGUUAGGUAUGUUUUUUUUCAGGAGUAUGUGGCUUUAAUCAAUGUGGAUCUAGAAUACUGCAUUGAAGAUUUUGUAUGGUUGAAUGUCCUCAAGUCUCAGACCCGAAUACCUGUUUUAGUACCAAUUACCUCCGCUAGGUGGUGCUUGUUGUAUGUUUGAAGCGACGCUAAGUGAAGUAAUACGAAUGUUGAUAUACAGUAUAUUGAUUCAUAAUUACAUAUGCUUAUGUUUCUUAGAUAACUUCUUACAUUGAUUAGAUGAUUACAAAAAAAUAGACACAUUUUUGUAGCUCUAUUAAAAAAAUGAAUUUGAGCGUACACGUACAUGCGUGUGAGUUUAUCAAAUAUGAGUGAACAAGAGAGUGAACUUCGUGUAGUUCAGUAGUAUAUUCACUCAGAUCCACAUAUCUUUGUUAAAAGGGUACUAUCUAUCAAUACAAUACUCUAUUGUUUAAAAAUGUUUAUAUUUGUCCAGGGGAAAAAAAUGUGUGUGAAGCCAAGGUAACCUUCAUUUCCCGAGAUUUUUGAAAUAUGUUAGUUUACUAUAUAUUUUAUCGAUUUAAAAGAAGUCUAAUAAAUAAUAGCGAUAUCUAGUUUAGACUUUAUUUUAUUUAUUUCAAGCAUAAUGAUACAUUGUACAAUAUUAAACUGGGAAAUAGGAACACGUGUCAAAGACACUUAUGUAAACCUAUCACCAUUACUAAACAGAAACGUAUAACUUCAGUACAUGAUGACACCAUUCAUCCAUAUCUUUUAUAUUAUUUCAUGAUUAUAUGCGAUACAUAUUUUAUGAUAUUUCUUGGAACAUUCAAAAAUAUAAACAUGAUUUUCAUAUUGUUUAAAAAAAAAAAAAAACAAAAAAAAAACGAAAAAGAUGACUUUAUUGUGUAGGUGCAUCGUCACUUCUAUAUUUCAACGAUUGGUUAUUUCUAUUUUAAUUUUCUCUCCUUUAUUUCCCUCUUUGGACCCCCCUGUAUCUGCUGAUAAGUUCAAAUAUCUAAGAAGAUAUUCACGUGUGUCUUUUAUUUUUUUUAGAAAUUAUCUAAAACAAUUAAAGAUGAAUAUAGUAUUUUGACGCGCUACUUGGGAAUAAAUGCUAACCUGGCUUGCCACAGUUAUGUGCAUGUGUAUUAUUAUACAUAUUCCUUUUUUAUUUGUUCGUGUAUGUUGCAAACAUUACAAAAAUAAAUUAUUACAAGGAUGUUA